This is a messenger RNA of Capsella rubella, 996 nucleotides long. Its product is annotated as ethylene-responsive transcription factor ESR1. The coding region runs from base 1 to 996 and encodes 331 amino acids. Gene Ontology annotation, biological process: regulation of DNA-templated transcription. The transcript has a single exon. The record is from RefSeq and is a predicted model, not a curated record. Lineage: Eukaryota; Viridiplantae; Streptophyta; Magnoliopsida; Brassicales; Brassicaceae. Gene Ontology annotation, molecular function: DNA-binding transcription factor activity; DNA binding.
AUGGAAGAAGCCCUAAGGAACUUCCACGGAUCUAACGAGACCGAUCCAAAUCCUUUCACAAGAAGCUUCACCAACACUACAUCUUCACCGGCUAACCGCAAAAAGUCUUCAAAGGAUACAACAGUCACCGUAGCCGGAGCCGGUAGCAGCACGACGAGGUACCGCGGCGUUCGACGGAGACCAUGGGGAAGAUAUGCGGCGGAGAUACGUGACCCGAUAUCCAAGGAAAGACGCUGGCUCGGAACAUUCGACACGGCGGAACAAGCCGCUUGUGCUUACGACUCUGCUGCUCGUACCUUUCGUGGAGCUAAGGCUCGUACUAACUUUGCUUAUCCGACAGCUGUUCUUGUUCCUGACCAAAGAUUCUCUUUCUCUACCAAGAAAUCUUUCCCGUCCGUGCGUUGUCCUCUUCCGUCUCUACCGUUCGAUCAUCACUCUACACAUGAGUUUUACGGUGCACCGGCACAACAGAACAUUAACACUCAGUCAAUCUUCUUACGCGACGCUUCGUGUUCCUCUCGUGUACCGUCGGCGUUUAGGAACUCCUUCAACGGCUCAUCUUCUUCUUACUCUGCACCCAAAACGGCGUCCAUUUCAUCUUCCGAAACCCAAAACUACGAGUCGUUCUUCCCGGAAGAGACCUCUGAUUCUGGUCUAUUACAAGAGGUCGUUCAUGAGUUCUUGAAGAAAAAUCGCAGCACUCCUCCGCCGCCGCCACCAAACCCACCGCCGGUGACCAGCCUUCACGAGAACUCCGGUGAUUUCUCUGCCCUCACUAUCUACUCGGACAACAUGUUUCAAGGGACGAAGGAGCCACUAUCGUCGAAACUAGACCGCUGCGGGAAUUCCCAAGGUAUUGAGGACUCCGGUUAUUUCGACGGCGUGAGCGCCGCCGCAGACGGUGGUUCAACUUACGGAUCAAACGAGUGGGGUUAUCAGGAAAUGUUGAUGUACGGAGCUCAGUUAGGCUGUACUUGCCGGAGAUCGUGGGGCUAG